Mytilus trossulus (common blue mussel) is the source of this 2188-nucleotide messenger RNA. RefSeq lists its product as uncharacterized. NCBI's taxonomy places the organism in Eukaryota, Metazoa, Mollusca, Bivalvia, Mytilida, Mytilidae. The transcript has 2 exons. Bases 159 to 1304 code for a protein of 381 amino acids. The record is from RefSeq and is a predicted model, not a curated record.
GUGUUAGUUCAUACAAAUAUGGUUUGUAUAUGAAGUGAUUGACAGAUAUCCGAUAAAUGAAUCUUUGCGCGUAUUUAUAAAAAGAGACAGUUUCCGUAAGUCAUUCACUUUUGAACAACUCUUAUUUAACGAAACAUUGGAACCGGUUAGGAAAUAGCAUGAAAAGAUUUGCAGAAUUAUUCGCCGUAUAUUUAGGCUUGUUGUCUAGUUUAAGUUCACUUAAUGCCCAAAGUCAAGAAGAUGAGAUUACAGAAGAAGACCAAAUCGAAGAUGAAAAACGUUAUAUUGAUCGUAUUGGUAGUGGACUAAUUAAACGAUAUAACGACGGUGAUACCGUCGGCGAAGUUUAUCCAAACUUUUUAGAAUAUAUAGCAGACAAUGACGAAAAACGCCUUGAUAAGGUUGGAUCAGGUUUAAUACGAAAAAGAACACUCGAUAGAAUAGGAAUGGGUUUGAUACGAAAACGUCCUUUCGAUAAGGUUGGGAUGGGUUUAGUAAAGCGACCCAUGGACAGAAUUGGGAUGGGAUUAGUUAAAAGACCUUUCGACAAAGUUGGAAUGGGAUUAGUGAAGCGACCUUUCGAUAGAGUUGGUAUGGGAUUAGUAAAACGACCGUUCGACAGAGUCGGAAUGGGAUUAGUAAAGCGACCAUUUGACAAAGUAGGAAUGGGAUUAGUAAAACGACCAUUUGAUAGAGUUGGUAUGGGAUUAGUGAAACGACCAUUUGACAAAGUUGGUAUGGGAUUAGUGAAGCGACCGUUCGACAGAGUUGGCAUGGGAUUAGUGAAACGACCAUUUGACAGAGUAGGCAUGGGAUUAGUCAAACGACCAUUUGACAGAGUAGGCAUGGGAUUAGUCAAACGACCAUUCGACAGAGUUGGAAUGGGAUUAGUGAAACGACCAUUCGACAGAGUUGGAAUGGGAUUAGUGAAACGACCAUUCGACAGAGUUGGAAUGGGAUUAGUAAAGCGACCGUUCGACAGAGUUGGAAUGGGGUUGGUAAAGAGACCGUUUGAUAAAGUGGGAAUGGGAUUAGUAAAACGACCUUUUGAUAAAGUUGGAAUGGGACUAGUAAAGAAGCCUUUUGAUAAAGUAGGAAUGGGUCUGGUCAAGAGGCCAUUUGAUAAAGUCGGCAUGGGCCUCGUAAAACGUCCUUUCGAUAGAAUUGGCAUGGGACUUGUGAAACGACCUUUAGAUAGAGUAGGACUUGGUUUAAUCAAAAGACAAUGUAGUCUUGAUCCAGUUUGUAUGAGUAAUACCAGAACAACAAGAAGGAGCAUGUCAAAAAGAUCAAGUUCAUCAUAGCCAUAUGGUUGUAAAAGAGUCAAACACCAGCAACGAAAAACAAAUUGACUUAACUAAGGGCUAUGUCAAACAAGGAUUAUGUGAACUCUGGAUAAAAUAUUUCAAUUAUGAAAUUCACAAGAUUGUCCUCUUCUUUUUUGUCUGCUCAGUUUAUUGAAAUUUUUUAUAUAUAUUAAUAUGCAACGUGAAGAUUACAGAGCAGUUUGAUUAACAAUUCUAAAUACUGAUAAACAAACGGAUAAUGAAAAUUAUCUUGAGUAGCGUUUGUAGUAAAUACGUGUUUCCAUUUUUUGUAAAUAUUCUGAUAUGAUACUCGAGUUUGUAUUCAGUUUGAUACAAAAAUUCAGCAUUCAGCCAUCCUGAAAUUCAAAUAUCGGACAAUGUAAUCUCCGAUUGAUGACCUUUUUUAAUAUUCAACUUUCUUUUUUCGUCCAAUUAAUGAUGUAAAAGUAUCUCUGGUAAUAUUUGUUUAUUGACUUAAUGUUUCUUUGCUGAUUUGAUUGAUGAUAAAACGCGAAGUAAAUACGACACCUUUUGACCUCUAAAACUGGUCUUAAUAAACAAAUUCUACACAAUUGCUUUUUACAAUCAUUUUAGAAAAUAUUUCACCGUAACGUUUUAGAUAUGUGCCAGUAAGUUUAAAAAAAUGCAUCCUUCGUCAAGAUUAAAAGACGUUUUUCUGUAGAGCGCAGUUUAUUUUGUCUGUCUUUGUUUAUUUUGCCUAAACAAGUUUUCGCCACAAGUGUAUAGGUUAUGAAAUUGUUAUAUCUUGUGCUUAUUUGUUUGUUGAUUUUUUUUUUGAUUGUACAGAACAUCGUUUGUUAUACCUAGGGCGCUAUAGCAUCAAAUCAAAAAGUGCCGAAAUAAAAGUAAUUAGUUUUAAA